Amoebophrya sp. A25 is the source of this 2212-nucleotide messenger RNA. NCBI's taxonomy places the organism in Eukaryota, Dinophyceae, Syndiniales, Amoebophryaceae. The record is from the annotation of a GenBank genome assembly.
AGGUGAAGUCUGAAUGGUAGUGUUUUUCCGCAUCAGUAGAACAUGGAGAUGAACAAAGAGAUGACUUUCACGUUCCGUCAGCAGGCCAGACGGCUACAAUCAUGCCUUCUUCUGCUGCUCUUUCGCUUUGUCCCGCAGAUAUGUGCCGACUCGGCGAAGAAACAGCCUGCUCAAGAAUCACCGUUUAGCAAAGCCUCCGCCCCCUCCAAAAAGAGAAAAAUAUCUCGAUCCGAGCUACAGCUUGCUAUGCAGCCAGCCGCUUUAGUUGCAGUCGCACGAUCACAAGAUAACCUCCAGGACGCUCUAAAGUGGUACGAGGCUGCGGCCAAUCGAAAGCACGUCCCCUCGAUGCUCGAUACCGCAGCCGGCUAUGCGCAACAAGGUAACUGGGACAAAGCAUUGGCUUACUACAAAAAAGCGGCAAUGCGUAAGAACGAAAUCGCACUGUACGAAUUGGGUGUGCUGUUUCAACAAGGCCGCGUCGUUCCCAGAAAUUUCACGAAAGCAGCCUAUCUCUAUUCUGAAGCGGUAGUACCUCGAGGUCGACACGUCUCAGCGAUGUACAAUCUGGGCAGACUGUUGGACGAGGAAGCAGCCGAAGAAGCCGAGGAGAAGAAGAGGGGAAGCAGGAAGAAACGAUCAAAAGACGUGGUCGUGGACCUAGACAUGAUUCGAGAACACGUGGAAAAGGAUGAGUGGCGCGAAAGCAAACACUGGUAUGCGCAAGCAUGUGAGAAGGGGAAAGAGUAUCUGGAAGCGGCUUCGAAUUCUACAUCUACGUCCUCUAGAACCACGUCGACCACUGCAAAACGUAAAACAGCGACAUCUUCAGUUAAAACAGCCUUGAUAUUAGGCGAAGGAAAUUAUGAGGAUUUACCAGCUGCUGAUGCAGGUGUCCAACAUGUGAUACGAUCACCCGUUUUGAUCGAAGAGGAUGAUGCGCCACUGCGCGAUGUACUUCUACAGGGUUCUGCUGAGAGUGUACAACUAGCAGAAGAGGAACCAGAAGACGACUUUAGUGACUGGGAUGAUGAUGGAGAUGUGGAAGUAGUUGACGAUUCUUCGACAGGUGGAACAUCGCCUAAAUCCAGUGGUGAUGCUUCUCCUGGUAAACGCUCUUCACCCGACCGCCUACUCGUCGCAGAUUUCCUCGAAGGCAAAACCGACGAGGAAUACAAGGACUUCAUUCGCCAAUUGACGAAGCAAGCCCAAAUAGAGGCUGAGAUUGAGAACAACAACGUAGAUUUUGGGACCCUGACGAAGCAACAGCAGGAAGUGCUGGAGAAAAUGGACCUCGAUCCUUCUUCUUCGACUGGAGCUUUUGUGCUCUCCCCACGCCAUCCUGGGUGGGAGAAAGUGCGCCGUGACGCCAUAGACGCGGGAGCAAAAGCUUGCUACGCUUUGGGCAGACAGCAUCUGGAGGUAUUGGACAAGGCUUCACAAGAACAUAGCAAGAAGGACGAGAAAGCAAAGAAGGGUUCUUCUUCAGCACCGUCCUCGUCUUCCUCUUCAGCAGAUGGACCUCCCAAUCUUCGAAACAACCGAAAUGAACCAGCUGGCGCUACAUCAGCAGUAGAGCAAGAUCACCUGAACCACAUGCAGGAAAACAUGCUAACGCCUGACGAGAUCCUCCACUUCUUCCUCGACGCUUAUCGUCUCAACCCAGAAAAACAAGCAAAAGCCGCUUACAAUGCCGCAUUGCUUUACUUCGCCACCGAGAGAAGGAAAGACGCCUAUGCGUAUGCUAAGAAAGCAGCAAAACAGGGUCUCGCGGAAGCGAUGACGAUGCUGGGCACGUUGUAUGGACAGGAUGGAAAGUCUAAACGGGCAGAGAAAUGGAGGAAAAAAGCGAGGGAAGCAGAGAGAGCUAGAGAGGCGGAGAAGAAAACUAGAGAACUAGAUGAACAAGAAGCGAAAGCACGUAGAAACACGCACAGGAAGAAGUAGUAGAUGAACUAUGUACUCCUGAUUGAAUGAAGAUGAACCACGAACAAGCGUAAAGAAAAUAACAUCCCCGUUUUCAACAAAAGAAACUGAGUUUGAGCUAAUACAAUUUUCAAUACAACACUUUGCCUUCCGCUGCUUCAAGGCGGAAAGCGCGAUCUUGUCGUUCUUCUUGCCGUAGUUCCGAAGAGGCGUUGCAUCUGUGGCGCACCAGGUCGAACUCGGUUCUUUUUUUCUUGUUUUCUUGCGAUUCCGAUCGUGAUUCCAC